Molecule: messenger RNA, 2785 nt
Organism: Capsicum annuum
Lineage: Eukaryota; Viridiplantae; Streptophyta; Magnoliopsida; Solanales; Solanaceae
Product: putative late blight resistance protein homolog R1A-3
Exons: 2
Coding region: 135-2777 (880 amino acids)
Biological process (GO): defense response to other organism
Molecular function (GO): ADP binding
Source: RefSeq, a predicted model, not a curated record
GUACUAGUUGGUGGUGGGUGCAUCCAAAAUUAGAAUUCAGGAAGACUUGAUUAAAUAAUUCAGCUAGCUAGCUGCGAUGAAAUGAACAUCUAUCUCAUUACCAAAUCUAUCUUCUUUAAAAAUAAUCCUCGAAUAUGGCAGAUCGUGUGGUGAAUUUUUUUGUGGAGAAUUUGUUGCAACUAUUAAGUGAUAAUGUUGAGCUGAUUAAAGGUGUUGACGACGACUUCAAGCUUUUGUUGGAAGAAGUUAAACGUUUGAAAGCCUUCCUUGACGAUGCUGCCAAGUUCCACAGUGACAGUAAUCAGUGGGAACAGUUAGUUCAGGAUAUUCAAAGAAUGGUAUUCAAAGCCGAGGAUGUGAUUGAUAAGUUUCUGGUUCAGGCGAAACUACACCGAGAUAAGAAUAAGGUGGGAAGAUUCUUUGAUGUAAGUCAUCUUGCAACGGUCAGGGCUCUUGCAGCUGAGAUCAAAGCCAUUCAUGAGAAGGUUAAAAAACUUCGAGAAGACAAUAAAGAUGCUUUCCAGCCUAAACCAGUACUUGAGUUGCCUAAAAAAGGGCAUGAACUGACACAGGGGCCUUCUUUGGAGGAUGAUGAAGUGGUUGGCUUUGAUGAAGAAGCUAACAAAGUGAUCAAGCGACUUUUUGAAGGACCGGCAGAAUCUCUGGACAUUGUUCCAGUAGUGGGUAUGCCCGGUCUUGGAAAAACUACACUAGCAAGGAAAAUCUACAAUGAUUCUAAGCUUUCAUAUGAAUUUUUCAGCAUCAUUUGGGUUUACAUCGGACAAUCUUACAAAAUAAAGGAUAUUUUUCUUAAUAUUCUCAAAUUCUUCACAAAACGCAUAGAAGAUCAUCUCAAUGACGAUGUGGACACAUUAGCUAAUGUAAUUAGUGUUUAUAUGAGUAAAGGCGGCAGGUGUUUCAUAGUUUUGGAUGAUGUGUGGGAAGCAAUAGUUAUUGAUUACGUAAAGAAAGUUUUCCCAGAAAACAAAAAGGGGCAUCGAAUCAUGAUGACCACACGUGACGUAUAUCUGGCUACUUAUGCCAAUCCAGAUCCUCAUGAUCUGAAAUUUUUGACUCCACAAGAAAGUUUUGAAUUGUUGGUAAAGAGAGUUUUUGGAAACGGAAGCUGUCCUGAUGAAUUAGUUGGACUUGGAGAAAAAAUUGCAGGAAGCUGUGAUGGAGUACCACUUGCAGUAGUGGUAAUUGCAGGAGCAUUAAGAGGUCGUCCCAACAAAAGUGAUUGGCAAAGAGUUCAGAAAAAUGUGGCACAACAUCUUUAUAAGAAUAGCCAAGAGAGCUGCUUGAAAUUUGUACAGAUGAGUUAUGAUCGUUUGCCCCAAGAAGUGCAGACAUGCUUCUUGUAUUGUGGUAUCUUUCCACGAGGCUUUGAUAUUGCUUCUUGGAAAUUGAUUCGCAUGUGGAUAGCGGAAGGGUUAAUAAAGCCCCAACAAACAUACACUCUUGAGGAGAUCGCUGAGCUUCAUUUGAACGAUCUUGUUAAUAGAAAUUUACUGAUAUUGAUGCAAAAGAGGUCUGAUGGUCAAAUUAAAGCAUGCCGUCUUCAUGAUAUGUUGCACGAGUUUUGCAGAAAGGAGGCUACUAACAAAUGGCUUUUUCAUGAAAUAUGUAAAACACCUGAUAAUGUUAUUCCUUCUAUACAGGACCAAGAUACUAGCCGCCGAUUGUGUAGUGAACCCUCUGUUCUGUAUGACUUUCUCUCCACAAGACCUUUUGCAGAACAUGUGAGAUCUUUCUAUUGUUUUUCCUCAAAACAAAAACAAAUUGAGUUGUCUCCUAAUGACAUAAAACUCAUUCACAAAGCAUUUCCACUUAUUAGGGUCUUGGACGUUGAAUCUCUCAAAUUUCUUUUCUCCAAGGACUUUAACCAAUUAUUUCAUUUGAGGUAUAUUGCUAUCUCAGGUGACUUUAAGUCCCUUCCUCCAACCUUUGGUAAAUUUUGGAAUCUACAAACUCUAAUACUUAAUACAAGUACCUCAGAGCCCACCAUUGACGUAAAAGCAGAAAUAUGGAACAUGUUACAGCUGCGGCAUCUGCACACCAACAUACCUGCAAAAUUGCCAUCACCUACUACCACAACAGGUAAAGCUUCUUGUCUACAAACUCUUUCUAUGGUUUCACCAGAAAGUUGCAAGAAAGAUGUACUCGCUAAGGCGUGUAAUCUAAAAAAGUUGGGUAUUCGAGGUCAAAUGGCGGUUUUUCUUGAAACCAGAGGUGGAAUCAGCAAUCUUGAAGAGUUAAAGUGCCUGGAACAUCUGAAACUGUUGAAUGAUGCUCUUUACAUGAAUAAAUCGCUUCAUCUCCCUCCAGCAUUCUUUAGACUUGUACGUACAGUGAAGAAGUUAACUUUGGCUAACACAAAGUUUCCAUGGAGUGAGGCGGAUAGAUUAGGGCAAUUGGAAUCCCUUGAGGUUCUAAAGUUGAAAGAAAAUGCAUUCAUGGGUGAUACUUGGAGGCCGGAGGUAGGAGGUUUUAGCCAGCUCCAGGUAUUGUGGAUAGAGAGGGCAGAAUUAGAAACUUGGGAAGCGUCGAAUCUUUGCUUCCCCAUCCUUAGUCACCUUGUUCUUGUCUCCUGUGAUAAGCUCAACGCUGUGCCACUUGAGCUGGCUGAUAUACCUAAUCUUCACGAGAUGAAGCUGGAUAAUACAAGCAAAGCGGUCAAAUCUGCAAAAGAAAUACUGGAACGUAAGACAUCCAAAAACAUAAAAUUCAAGUUCAGCAUGUUCCCUCCCGAAACUGAAUCCAAGGCCACACAGUGAAGUUGAAA